Messenger RNA from Peniophora sp. CBMAI 1063, 918 nucleotides. NCBI's taxonomy places the organism in Eukaryota, Fungi, Basidiomycota, Agaricomycetes, Russulales, Peniophoraceae. The record is from the annotation of a GenBank genome assembly.
AUGCUUAACCACACUCCUCCCCGCACACAGUACAACUUCUCAAUGGCAAGCCCCCAGAGCCUUUUUUCUGCCCGCCAUCUCGUCGAAGAAAGACAUCGCGCUUCAGUGCUCGGUGCCGCGUUCGGCCAGGACUUCGCUAUCGAAUAUGCUCUCGACCACGCGCUCAAUGCUUGGACAGCGGAGAGCAAGGCGUCUUCCAAUAUCUGGGCGAGCUUCGCCGACUUCAUUCAAGCUUCAUACGACGACCUCACUGAACCGGACCGCAGACCUCGUCUUUUGCCGCCCAAUUCCGUGCCCUUCUUUGCGUGGAACACUUUCGUAUUCGAAGCCUAUACAUUUAUGGCGCCACGUAGUGCUACUUGGUGGUACAUACUCGAUAUGACCACGCCUCGUCCAGCCAACAUAAUCCCGUCAUCUCUCUUCAUCCCAUACGCAAAUGCCGCACCUGUUCGCAGCGAAAACGCUCUCCAGGGAUUCAAACGUACACCCCUUUGGUUCAUCUGUCAAGACGGUGGUCUGGGCGUGCCUGUGGAGGGGAGGCGCCCCAUGCUCUGGCAUGGCAGUAAGGACUUCCGGCGCUUCGACGGGAGUUGGCGUAUGACGGUCAAGCUUAAGUUCAGUUGGCCCGGGUAUGAUGGCAAUUGGGAAAAGCAGAUCCGACUGGAGAGCGAGAAUGGAGAUCGCUCGAUUGAUCGACUGGCGGGCCUUGUAGCGAACAAAGUUCGUGACUUCAUCUACGCCCAUGACCCAGACGUGAAUCACUCUUUCGGCACUCAUGCGCGAUGGAGGAUCGGUAGACGGCCCGGACAGAUCUCCGCUCCGGAUGUUCUUCUUCUCGGCAUAUUCCUUGUGUCAGAUGGUUCAGCCAUGCCCAUCUUACAAGUACGCGAGGAUUUUGGUGAGGCCGGGCUCCUAUGA